AUGGCCAGUCCUACUGUGCUUACCUUUGACGCUGAGGGUCGUCCUAUUAAGUUCGAUGUUUGGCUCGAUGACCUUCACCUCUACCUUCAGAUCACCGCCAAGGACGAUAUUUCUCUUUAUGACCACACGUCCGGCGCCGCUCCCGCCCCUGCCGCCGAUGCUGAUAGCACCUUGCGCUCGCAGUGGCAGACCCGUGACGCUCACGCUCGCCUAGCCGUUCGCAGCCACCUGCCGUUAGAUGAGCGCGAGCAUUUUGGCCAGCAUAAGACCGCCAAGGAACUGUACGACGCUAUAGUCGCGCGCUACUCCUCCCCUGCCACUGCUACUAUAGGCCGUCUCUCACUGCCCUACCUCUUUCCCGACCUGUCCGCCUUUGCCACUGUCGCUGACCUCAUCACCCACCUCCGUACCAGUGACCUCCGCUACCGUGCCGCGCUCCCCCCCGAUUUCCUCGCCAAGAACCCCCCCCCGAUGUACCUCACACUGUACCACCUUGUCACCCGCCUCCCUGACUCCCUUCGCACUGUCAGGGACCAGUGCCUCCCCCGCACCCCCUUCUUUGAAGGGUGCUCCCCCUCCCCCCUCCUCCCAUCCAUUGCAUCUGCUGCUGCUGUCGACUACCUCGGUGCUGAGGGAGUCGGGACUGCGUCUGCUCCCAGUGGGCGGCGCAAGAGCGGCAAAGGCAAGGGGGGCCGGGGUGGUGGAGGUGGCGGUGGGGGCGGCGGCGGUGGAGGGGGUGGGGGGGGCGGGGGUGGUGGCGGAAGUGGGAGUGGCGCGGGUGGUGGGGGGGCCAGUGGAGGCGCAGGGGGUGGUGGCGGCGGCGGCGGUGGUGGGGGUAGGGGUGGGGGAGGAGGUGGUGGUGGUACUGGCGGUGGUGGAGCGAGUGGCGGGCGCGGUGGAGCGGUGCAGCGUGGGGGGUUCGGAGGUGGUCCGAGGCAGCCGCAGCAGCGUCCUGGCGAGACUCCCUCGCCCCAGCAGCUUCGUGAGUGGUACUCUCAGCGUGGGGGGUCUGGGGGUGGGGGCAUUUGCUCGUACGUCAUCCGCACAGGUGAUCGCGCUGGCCAGACUUGUGGGAGGUUCCACCCGACACAGCGCUGCUUCUCUCGCCUCGAUGACGCCUGGCGCGAGCAGUUCCCUGACGCCUCUGAGCUGCCUCGCUGGGCUGAUCUGCUUAGGAAGGGAAUUGAUAUCUUUGCUCUUGAUUAUGAUGCUAUCCUUGCUGCCAUGUAUGCAUUGACUAUUAGUGCUGAGGGUGACUGUUACCUGAGUGUGCCGCCUGACCCAGGUAUUGGUACUGGUAUGGCUGCUGCGCUAGGUGCUAGUGCGUCUGCGUCUGCUGGUACUGAGUCUGCUACAGCACUGCACACCUUCACCCUGGACUCAGGUGCUUCCCGCUGUUUCUUUCGUGACCGCACAGUCCUUGAGCCACUCGCUCGGCCUGUUGCUGUCUCCCUUGCUGACCCCUCUGGGGGCCCGGUCCUUGCGACCUCCUCCACUGUCCUCCCUUGUCCUGCGGCCCCGUCUGGCACUUUGUCGGGUCUUUACCUCCCCUCGUUCUCUACGAACUUGGUGGCGGGCUCUGCUCUCCAGGACGGGGGUGUUCACCAGUUCACCCCUGCCUAUGAGCGAGUGACCCACUGUACGUGUGCUCGGACGGGUCGCCACCUGGCUACCUUCACUCGGCAGCCGGGGUCCGACCUGUACACACUGACCACUGAGUCCCCUCAGGUAGCUGCGUCUGCGUCUGCGUCAGGUCAGCUGUCGGCUCCCUGCUCGUGUCGCUCCCUGUCGCACCAGACCGUCCUCUGGCACCACCGCCUUGGUCACCCCUCUGUGCAGCGCCUUCGUGGCAUGCACUCCCGUUACCUUGUCUCUGGUCUUCCCAGAGUUCUCCCUCCCCUCCCACCCUCGCCUGCUCCUCCCUGUCUUCCCUGUGUCGAGGGGCGGCAGCGCGCCACCCCUCACUCCUCCUCGUUUCCUCCCACAGAGGCUCCUUUGCAGACUCUUCACCUGGACGUGUGGGGCCCAGCCCGCGUCCGGGGACAGGGCCACGAGCGGUACUUCCUGCUGGUCGUCGACGACUACUCGCGCUACACCACGGUCUUCCCUUUGCGCACCAAGGGUGAGGUCCCUGAUGUUUUGAUCCCUUGGAUCCGCGCUGCUCGUCUCCAGCUCCGCGAGCGGUUCCAGUCGGACUUUCCCGUCCUGCGUCUGCACUCUGACAGGGGUGGUGAGUUUUCCUCCGCCCUCCUGGCUGCCUACUGUGCGGAGCACGGCAUCCGCCAGACUUUCACUCUUCCGGACUCCCCACAGCAGAAUGGGGUUGCUGAGCGUCGCAUUGGUUUAGUCAUGGAGGUCGCUCGUACCUCCUUGAUCCAUGCAGCUGCCCCCCAUUUCCUGUGGCCGUUUGCAGUGCGGUACGCUGCGCAUCAGCUCAACCUUUGGCCCCGUGUCUCUGCUCCGGAGACCUCGCCCACACUGCGUUGGACGGGGGAGGUUGGCGAUGCGUCGGUGUUCCGUGUCUGGGGAUGCCGAGCCCUUGUUCGCGAUACGUCCGCGGACAAGCUCUCCUCCCGUGCCGUUCCCUGCGUCUUCCUUGGCUUUGUCCCUGACGCGCCUGGCUGGCAGUUUUACCACCCCACCUCGCGCCGUGUCUUUGCGUCUCAGGACGUCACCUUUGACGAGACGGAGCCCUUUUACCGACUCUUCCCCUACCGCACUGCCCCCCUCCCUCCCCCGCCGCUUUUCCUCGCUCCAGGUCCCCCUCCGGUAGACCCCCUUCCCCCUCAGGGUCCUGCUCCUUCAGGUGUCUCUCAGGUAGACCCUCCUCCCGUCGCUGAGCCUGUCGAGGUCACAGAGCAGGUCCUUCGCUAG
Molecule: messenger RNA, 2874 nt
Organism: Closterium sp. Yama58-4
Lineage: Eukaryota; Viridiplantae; Streptophyta; Zygnematophyceae; Desmidiales; Closteriaceae
Source: the annotation of a GenBank genome assembly